Messenger RNA from Lingula anatina, 3505 nucleotides. RefSeq names its product caspase-2-like. Lineage: Eukaryota; Metazoa; Brachiopoda; Lingulata; Lingulida; Lingulidae. Gene Ontology annotation, biological process: proteolysis; regulation of apoptotic process. The record is from RefSeq and is a predicted model, not a curated record. Gene Ontology annotation, molecular function: cysteine-type endopeptidase activity.
GGGGGGUCCUACAGACAGUCGAUGACUCUUUAAAACAAAUCUGCGCAGUUUGCGUCAGGUAAUCGUCUUAUACUCGUAUCCCAGUCCAAUUGAUACAUUGAACGUUGUCAGAGCCGGUGCAGUGAAUUAGGAAGAUUGACACUGCUCUGUUGCUUGGAUUAAUCUUGUGAAGUUGAGGUUGGCAAGUGAGAAAACGAAAUCGCAACCAAUCGUGCUUCGUAAACAAACCAUAGACUAGUUCAUUCAGACUGAUCAAAUUAUGGCAGAUGAAGUAGACCGUGACAGAAUUCGCAGACAUCGGGUGGCACUAACCAAAAACAUGGUGGAGCCAAAGGAGGUGUUGGUGUACCUGAACCAGUGGGGGGUGUUCACUAAUACCAUGAAAGAGAGUACAGAGGAACUGGGAAGUAAAAGGGAAAUGGUGAACAAGAUACUUGAUGAUACCCCCAAGAGAGGGAAGCAUGCCGUCCGCAUGUUGUAUGAUGCCUUGUUGAUGACAGACCAAACAGAACUGGCAGACUUAAUGUAUCCAGAACUGAAAGAGGACCGGCUAGCUGAAAAGCUCCAUGUCACGGGAGAGCAGUCUGAGGUGGUACGGUCACAGUCUGCAGCCAGGGCCUUCAGGAGACAAAUGUCCAAUCCUCCAGAAGAGGGCGACUCUGAGGAAGAGGAGCUUCCACCUGAUUUUCCCACUGAGGAGACGGUGAGACCAGAUAUACACAAGGAUCUAAAAGAGGUCACGAGUAGGAGGAUAAAGAACUUUGCAACAAAACCUAACAAGGCCUACACAAACACCUCCUAUCCUCGGGGAAUAGCACUGAUAAUUAACAAUGUGAAAUUUAGUGAUACCAAGCUGUCUGACAGGACAGGAUCAGAUCUAGAUGCACAAAAACUUGAAAAGUUGUUUCAUAAACUUGACUACAACGUCCAGAGCAAGACAGACCUGUCUGCAGCAGCGAUUAGAAGCACUCUUCAAGAAGUUGCAUCCAGACAAGAACACAGAUCACAUCAUUCCUUCAUCUUGGUAAUCCUUAGCCACGGAGCCAAAGGGAAGAUUUAUGGGGAGGAUGGGAAACAUGUUGAAAUUGAAGAGAUUCUCAAACAAUUUAAUGGCAUUAACUGUCCUCUGUUGAUAGACAAACCAAAGCUGUUUUUUAUUCAGGCUUGUCAGGGAGAUAAAAGAGAUGGACCAGGAUCGCAGACAAAAAAAGAGAACGCGGACGGUGAACGUGAUGCAAUAGAAGAAAUAACAACGCAGCUGGAAAACUCUCGGAUCCAGGAAAGACCAGAUGCUGUCAAUGCCUCGGUGCCCACUAUGGCAGACAUAUUACUUGCCAUGGCAACUACUGCAGAUUAUGUAUCUUGGAGAAAUGAUUGCAAGGGGACAUGGUUUAUCCAGGCUUUAGCCUUUGUGAUAAGCAAGUAUGCCCACAGGGACAGCAUGGCAAGCCUCAUGACUAAAGUAAACAAUCUAGUGGCCAAAGCAAAAACCCAUGAUGGUCAAUACAAGCAAGUUUCAGAAUGCCGGUCAUCGCUGAGAAAGGACUUCUACUUCUUUCCUGGACUCAGAAAUCCUCAACAUGCUUACGGUGGGGGGAACCCUGUCAAUCAUCAGACCCAAGGUCAAGGUCAAGAGCAUGCGACCCAAGGUCAGGGUCAUUUCCAAAGUCAAGGUCAUGUGACAGCUGGGGUCAAUACAGCAACUGGAGAGGGCAGCACUGUAGGGAGUAGGUAUAUACUGACGGCACUGCAACCUGGAGGGGAUCCGACAAAUGUUCAAAGUCAGACUGUCCCAGAUGAAAGGUCAAAGUUCAACAACCAAGCUGGUACUGAUGGUUACUAUGGGGGUGAACAGUAUGGUCCUUCAUAUGGCCCUCAAGGAUAUGGCACCAAUCAGCAUGGAUCCUUCCACAACUCCCAGCCAUAUGGACCCUUGUACCCUGCACAGCAGCAAGGCCCCCAAUUCGUUUCCCAACAAUUCGGACCCCAUUUUGGGUCCCAGCAGUACGGCCCUCACGUUCAACCCCCAAGAUAUGGCUACAGUUACAGUACCCCCCAGUAUGGGACCCACUUUGAUGCCCCAAAAUACGGAGGUGACUAUCAACAUGUGGGAUAUUUUGGGAACCCCCCCUCUGGAAACCCCCCUAUUUAUCAUGAGCAGCACAGGUCUACGCCAGACCCUGGGGUACCCCAUGUGGGACCCUCGUUAAGUGGUGGUUAUGUGUCCUCUAUGUAUGGCCCAGCAAGGACAGGGCAUGACAAUCUGGCCCAUCCAGUAGAAGAAACUGAAGCCAAAUAUGUCUUCUCUGGGUGAAUGGAUUGUAUUGUCUUAUUUUGACUUUGGAUAAAUACAGUGUAAAUGUAAGGAAUCAAAAUGGUGAUCCCCCCUCUAUUUAGGAAUAACAAAUCGUGCAUAGCUGUAUAUUUUAUUAUAAAGCAUUACAAUAUUUUUAUUGUAUUAUUAUUAUUAUUAUUAUUAUUAUUAGUCAGGUAUUAUCUCAUCAUCUAUGUCAUUAUAAGAACACUGGCUGCUUGCUAAAUUUGAACAAUUGAAAGUUAAUUUUUAAUAUUACCCAAAAUUAAUAUUUGCACUCAAUUCUGGUUGAUCUAGAUAGGUUAUUGUCAAUUUUAUUUUUACCGUUUUAUUUUUAUUUCUAAUUCUUAUUUUUUUAUGUGAUUAAUGAAUAAAAUAUUGGAAUUAUGGAUGGUGUUUGAACUUCAUGAAUAUAAUUACCAGCAAUUGCCAUAGUAACCAUAUUUAGCUAUGAUAGCAGUCAUAUGGAUAUCAGAUGAAAUAUGCAUAGCCCAAGUACCAGCAGACACGUCAAAUCAUUUCCACCAAACCCGGCCAAAUGCCACCACAUUGUUUCGUGAAGUGCUACAUAUAUAACUUUAAAAAAGAAACCAAUACCACAGGGUUUCGUUUCAUUAUUUUCCAAAACUGUGAUAUUUGAACAGAUGUUUUCUGCUCACUUUCUUUGCUUCACGCACCACUAGUAAGGGGUGGAUCUAUCCUAGUUGAACUUUAUAUAUAGAUGCGUUAUCAGUGUUAUUUAUUUCUCACACAUGUUCAACGAGGUGAUUAUGAUGAACUUAACAUCUUGCAGAUGCCCUUCAUUACGUUUUAGUGAUACUUAAAAAAUAUCUCUCGAUUUUUGUUGAAGAUUAGCAAGCAAGUUUUAAGGUCUACUGAAUGAACAUAGAUGCAUUGUACGGUUCAUUUAAAGAAGUACUAGUACACGUUUCCCUGUAGUUACAGGGUAGCUAAAAUUCCCAUUUGAUUAAAGUUGCAUUACCGGUAUAUUUGUGGCCAAAUGUGUGGUUUAUAUAUGGUUAACUGCUUGAUCUUUGUGCACGUAGAUACAGCUCAUUGGUUUCAUACGGUUAUUAUAUAUAUAUAUAUAUAUAUAUAUAUAUAUAUAUAUAUAUAUAUAUAUAUGCAUUUAUGAGGUCAAAAUACAUUUCAGUCAAAAUAACGAAGAUGUGUAAAUGUAAACUUUAUCUA